GAUGUUGAACUAGGAGAACAACAAGGUGGAGAUCAAGGUUUAGAAGAUUUCUUCAAAAAGGUUCAAGAUAUUGAUAAACAGUAUGAUAAGCUAGAUAAGCUUCUAAAGAAACUUCAGGCUGCCCAUGAAGAGUCAAAGGCUGUGACCAAGGCUCCUGCCAUGAAGGCAAUAAAGAAGAAGAUGGAAAAGGACGUUGAUGAAGUUGGAAGUAUUGCCCGUUUCAUAAAGGGGAAACUUGAGGAGUCGGACAGAGAGAACUUGGCAAAUAGACAAAAACCUGGAUGUGGGAAAGGAUCUGGUGUGGAUCGAUCAAGAACAGCAACUACACUUUCCUUAAAGAAGAAGUUGAAAGACAAGAUGGCUGAGUUUCAGGUUCUACGAGCGAAUAUUCAACAAGAGUAUCGUGAUGUUGUCGAUAGGCGUAUCUAUACAGUAACUGGGGAGCGGGCAGAUGAAGAUACUAUUGAUGAAAUGAUUGAAACUGGAAACAGCGAACAGAUCUUCCAGAAAGCGAUUCAGGAGCAAGGAAGAGGACAGGUAAUGGACACCUUGGCGGAAAUCCAAGAACGUCAUGAUGCUGUCAGAGACUUGGAAAAGAAACUUCUUGACUUACAACAAAUUUUCUUGGAUAUGGCGGUUUUGGUUGAUGCACAAGGAGAAAUGCUUGACAACAUAGAGUCUCAGGUGUCAAGUGCAGUAGAUCACGUGCAAUCAGGAAACACGGCUCUUCAAAGAGCAAAGAGCUUACAGAAGAACUCAAGGAAGUGGAUGUGUAUUGCUAUUAUCAUCCUCCUUAUUGUGGUUGCAGUGAUCGUUGUUGGUGUUCUCAAGCCUUGGAAAAAUAAGAGUGCUUGAGGAAAUCCAGAGAAUGUACAAAGAAAAAAAGCAAAUUAUAUCAAUCCUUUGCACGGCUUCGAGUGAGAGAGUGUUUUGUUUAUGAUGUGUGUGUGUUUUUUUUUUACCAGGAAACAUAAAAACAACAAAAUUCUAUAUUCUUUUAACUGGGAUCAAACAAACCAAUUUUCUCUUUUCAUUGUGCAAUUUAACGUGGAUAAGUUUCAUAA
Messenger RNA from Camelina sativa (false flax), 1064 nucleotides. Its product is annotated as syntaxin-132. The record is from RefSeq and is a predicted model, not a curated record. Gene Ontology annotation, molecular function: SNAP receptor activity; SNARE binding. Gene Ontology annotation, biological process: exocytosis; vesicle fusion; intracellular protein transport. Lineage: Eukaryota; Viridiplantae; Streptophyta; Magnoliopsida; Brassicales; Brassicaceae. Gene Ontology annotation, cellular component: plasma membrane; endomembrane system; SNARE complex.